Schistosoma margrebowiei is the source of this 2898-nucleotide messenger RNA. Lineage: Eukaryota; Metazoa; Platyhelminthes; Trematoda; Strigeidida; Schistosomatidae. The record is from the annotation of a GenBank genome assembly.
AUGAGUAUCUCUCAUUCGUCAUCACCCAAUUUUGGGGAAAAGCCUCACUUCAAAAUUACCGAUCGACAGCAAUCAGCACCUGGUGUGGAAUACCUACAGGGAAAUAAUAAUUGUUUUGAAGAGGAAGAAGAAUGGCAGUCGAAGUUGGAUGUUUGGCGUGAAAAACGUCGUCAAGCCUUACUCACUGAGGCAACAAAAUUUGCCUUACUUCAAGAGCGUGAGAGUAGGGAGAACGAAAGACGUAAGGAAGAAGCAAAAGAUCGCCUUCGUAAAGCCAAGAGCCAACGUAAUCUAAUUUCCAGUGGACAUGUUUCUUCCUUAGAUUUAGCUCCACCAAAAUUAAAUAGUCCUGGCGUCGCAUUACUAACAGGUAGCGAUUUUGAUCCGCUCACUUUCGGUCAUUUUGAAAAAGAUCAAAUGGAUACAGUCUCACCAUCACAAUCGGUUUCUUCAAAUAAAUUUCAGUACACAGAUAGUUCAGAUCUUUUUAAGUCAAAUGACUCCGAGACUAAUUUGAAGGCCUACUCCGAUUGUUCUUCACCUGUGUCUGAACUGAAAACUGAAGUUCAGAGUAAUAUUACGGACAAAAUAAUGGAUAUUUCUUCUCCAAAUAAAAAUUCUGUCGAAAAAUAUGCCAAAUGUGAUCGAAUUGAAGUGAUUCGUGAUCUCAUAUCUAAACCAGAUAAUUGCAACGUUGAAGUCACCCCGGAAACCAAACUGCCUUUUGAUGAGAGUUUUGAAAAUAAUGACUAUUCAGAAUGCAAAUUACGUUUGUCAUCAAGACCUGGAGUAUCAGAGGUUCAUUGGGGACUAACAAUAAAAGCACGAGGUCCUUCAAAUACUUCCCCUUUUGUUGUUGAACGCGUUAAAAUUGGUAGUUCAGCAGAUAUCUGUGAAUUUCAAAAAGGCGACAUAUUGGCUUCUAUUGAUGGCAUAAACCUGGGUACUAGUCGGAAGAACACUGACAAAAACACCAGUCAAGUUACAAACUUAGAGGAUCUAGAAAACUUGAUGGCUCGGUUAGUUUUGGCCAGCAAACCGAUUACUGUCCAGGUCUUCAGAAAAAUGGAUGAAUUUGAUGAAUUGAACGAUGGCGAAUCGGAUACAGGUGGAGAUUUUUCUGUCGAAUCAGCAGCCGUGAAAUCCAAACACACACCAAGUAACAUUAGUGAUUCCGAUAGUGAAUGCCAUGAGUUACUUGUUUCUCCUGUUGUCAAGGUUUCUCACAAAACAUCUCAUGUUGAUAGCCCAGUUUUACAAAGAUCUAUCACAAUUACACAUUCACGUCAUAGGUCACCUUCCCGAAGCUCAAUUCAAAUUUCUGAUGACGAAGUUAACAAUUCAUCUGUGUCAUCUAACUCCGAAGUAAAAGAAUACAGUUGUCUAAAAGGGAACUUUAAUAUUUCGUCCAAAUCAAUUGGUUUAAUUUCUAAGAAUGAGAUUUCUCCAUUAUUUAAAUCAAAUCAAGAUAAGUCUAAAGAUGGAAUUUCAAAUCCUGCGGAAUUCGAUUUGUCAUCAAAUACACCAACUCCAUCGGAUUCAGCAAAUUGCAACAGUACUUUAUAUCAUAAACAAAAUGUAGAAGUAACUUUAACGGAACCUAUUUCUUUCUCAUUGGUAACUGCAUCCACACUAUCUCCAAGCAUUCAAAUGACCCAUCAAAUACAACCAACUGUUUCUGUUUUGGAGGAUAUUAAGCCUACUGAUUUUAUACACAAGAAAAUAACUCGUCCAGAACACUUUGCUGUGAACAGAUCACUUGGACAAGAGGUAACAUAUGUUUCAAAAAUUGUUGGAGAUUCCUCCACAUCAACACCUACAUUUCUAAGUGAAACCACUUCGCAUCCUUCGUCGUUACCCAAAACAAGACAUUUAUCAAAGCAGAGAACAUUCCAUAUUCAUCCCAAACUGCCUGAAACAUGGGAUGAUAUUCCCUCUCAUAUAUCUGGUAUUCGAGGUUCAUUUCCCUCAAACUAUAAACAGAAUUCAGUGUUCAAUGUUCCUCCACAAUCUUACCCUCUAUAUACUACAGAUUUGUGUAAAUCAAAACAACUAGAUUCCUUCCGACCCCAUGUCCCUCCACGGCCUAUUCCUAAAGCAACUCGUGCUGCACCCCAGUUUAGUGGAUUCACUACGACUGUUGAAUCUGAAUCACAUCCAUCCAUCUUCAGUUCAAGUAACCAAACGAUUCCAGUCAAGUCCGAUUCAUCUUCCGAUACAACAAAAAACAAGUUCCUACGUGUCUCAGAAUCCGAUAUUCAUGUCAACACUUCGAACAUUCGUUCUUCACCACAACCUUCUGCAUCGAUACCGAUGACUAAAAUGAAACAGCUACCCCAAGGUCCACUGAAUGGUGAUGAUAAACAAAGCAUCACCGAAGAUUUUGUUAGUGACCACGGUUUAGAAAGAUCAUCUGUUAAAUAUGCUUUGAGCUCUUCGGAUGAAACUGAAAAAUUUCCACUGCCAGCACCACAUCAAAUUUGCGAAAAUUUGGAGGUUGAAGUACCACCAAUUCCCCCUCGGACGCCACGCGUGCGAAUAGUCGAUAUUAAUCAAUUAUGCGCAGCAUGCAAUUCCAAACUAGAUUCUGAGGACUCAAUGGUUAUUGAAUCCUUAAAUCUAUACUAUCAUUUACCAUGUUUUGUAUGUGCAAGAUGUGGAAUUGCGCUAGGCGAUGGUCUAUCAGACGUGGAAGUUCGUGUUCGGCGUAACUUGCUUUACUGUUCACAUUGUCAUUCCAAGAACCUCACUGUAUCAAAUUAUAACAAGAAUGAAUGUCAUCCAACGAUGCAAAGUGUGCAACCUAGUUCUCUACCACUUAAACCCACUGAUAAACGACACCGAAACGGUUCAGAACAGCAGUUAUCAUCUAAUUUAAAUAAACAUCACGUUCUGUAA